UCAAGUCAAGACACGACUGCCGGCCACGUCGUCCUUCGCAAUAUGCUACGCGAACCGCGCACGAAGACUAAUCAGCGGCUGAAGAGCGCUGCACUUCUCUCCUUGCUGCCGUUCUUUCUCUUUCUGCUGCUGACUUCGUCGCCUGCGACGCGGGCGCCAAGUGUCAGAGACCAUUCUGACGCAGACCACAAGACACACGAGGGGAUCGAGAAUACGGUGAUCGUGCCGGCGUAUCACGAGGCGGGGAAUAUCCCGACGCUGGUGAGGCGGGUGUUCAGUGCGAUUGAAAAGGAACUCGCGGAUGCUGGACGGACUGAGGUGAUCGUUGUGGAUGAUGAUUCGAGAGAUGGGACGGUGGAGGCGGUGGGGAUGCUGAAGGAAGAGGGUUACAGGAACGUCGUGCUUCUGGUGCGGACGGAGGAGGACUGGAAGUCGGGCAAUGAUGAGAAAGGACUGUCAAGCGCUGUUCUUCGGGGGUUCAAAGAGGCCCGCGGGGAGAACUUUGUGGUUAUGGAUGCCGACCUCCAACACCCACCCGAAUACGUGCCCGCAUUUUUCAAGGCUCUUGAAUCACACGCGUCGUUCGUUAUGGGCACGCGUUACGGCCCCGGCGGUGCGGUUGACAAGGACUGGCCCUUCUUUCGCAGACUGAUGAGCGGCGUCGCACGCAGUCUGGCGCGCCCCUUGACCGACACCUCUGACCCGAUGUCUGGUUUCUUUGGCCUGACCAGAGAGUUGUAUAUGCAAUCCUCACCAGUCAACCCCACAGGCUUCAAGAUCGCGCUCGAACUCCUUCUCAAGACGGGUGUUCCUUCCUCACAUGUAAGAGAGGUGCCCUACGCUUUCGCAAAACGCACAGUCGGCGCGUCAAAGCUCUCUAGCAAGACUGUUGUAAAAUAUGUCAUCCACCUCGGCACCCUCUACCGCUGGCGGAUGGGUUUUUUCGGCAUCAUUCUUCUUGAGGGGCUGUUAGUUGCGGGCUGUUGGGUCGCAUUGUACGCUGUCGAUGUGGGCGGAGUUGCAUGGCGGAAAUGGAGGCGGCAAGAACUGAGGAGGCGAGAGAAAGGAAGACUGGAUGUGUAG
This is a messenger RNA of Mycena indigotica, 1083 nucleotides long. RefSeq names its product Dolichol-phosphate mannosyltransferase subunit 1. The record is from RefSeq and is a predicted model, not a curated record. Gene Ontology annotation, biological process: GPI anchor biosynthetic process; protein O-linked glycosylation via mannose. The coding region runs from base 43 to 1083 and encodes 346 amino acids. Lineage: Eukaryota; Fungi; Basidiomycota; Agaricomycetes; Agaricales; Mycenaceae. The transcript has 3 exons. Gene Ontology annotation, molecular function: dolichyl-phosphate beta-D-mannosyltransferase activity. Gene Ontology annotation, cellular component: endoplasmic reticulum membrane.